This is a messenger RNA of Lates calcarifer (barramundi perch), 5954 nucleotides long. Its product is annotated as AP-4 complex accessory subunit RUSC2. Gene Ontology annotation, cellular component: cytoplasmic vesicle. The coding region runs from base 464 to 4336 and encodes 1290 amino acids. NCBI's taxonomy places the organism in Eukaryota, Metazoa, Chordata, Actinopteri, Centropomidae. The transcript has 10 exons. The record is from RefSeq and is a predicted model, not a curated record.
ACUCUUUUCCUACCAGGUAGCUUGGAUACUUUGAUUGGCAUGGACUUCUCUCUGUUCUCUCUGUUCAUUGGCUAAUGCCGCUGUGACGUAAUAUCUCCGCCAGCCUGAGCGGUGCUGAACCGGCGGCGUGGAGAUCGCUGCUUCUGUCCGGACAUCAACGUCGGACCGGUUUCAUAUUACCCUGAAUUGCAGUUAUGGACUGCAGGGAGAACACAUCACUUUGAAUCGCAGAUAUCAUGUUCGCUCUCUGAUGCACAUUUGACGUCAAAGGUGCGUCGGGCACUCGCGUGAUUCUUUUUUUUUCCUUUUAAUGUUUGGUUGCAUGAUUUUGGACCUAACCGCACCUGCAAAUCAAAGUCACCUGGAAGAGGCGGAUGGAUAUCACCUUUGACUGACGACUGUUUUCAAGAUUAAAUUUUAGGAACAUGGAGACAGUUUCCAUGGUCCAGCCUCAUCUAGUAGUAUGAUUGGAGCAUCCAGUCUCUCAGGGGACACCCUGAUAGCGUGCCACUUCCCCGUGGUUCAACUCCCCACAUGGCAGCUUCCCGUCCAGGCCUUGUGCAGCUCGGCCAAGAGGCCCAGCCGUCUGUGCUCCAUGGGCCUGACUCGUGCCGUGUCCCUCCCGGAGCAGGACUCGCUAAACCGAGAGCACACCUUUGCCGGCGGACGGAGGCAUUUUUCCAGCAGCUACAGCAGCCUCAACGAGGACCGGACGGAGGAGGAGGGAGCCAGCGACAGCAGCGGGAGGUACGACUCCACCUCGUCACCAGAGGAGACGAGUUCCCAUCUAAGGAAGGAAAGGUCCGGGGCAAGAGGUGGUCCACGGUCGCACAACUCGUUCCUCCCCAGUACAGAACUAGAGGAGGAUGAAGAAGAUGAAGAUAGCGAUGGAGAUAAUCUGCACAGAUAUCAUGAGGACUCGUCUUUUGUGUUGCAUGGAAAUUCCAAUUGGCCACUAAGUAAUGAUGCCAGAAAUUAUACGAUGCCCCAUGGAGACGUGGACAGUGAGUGGGGAAAUGAAGGGACCGUGCUGGGCACCGAGAGUGACCAAGAGUGGCUCUCUAACCAGCCUAACCAGCUGGUCUCAUUGCAGACUGAGUGCCAGUGCUUUCAUGUGAGCAGAUCUGGCAUCACGCUGAUGUCUUGUGGAGAGCAGGACUCAGACAGACUGAAGGAUAACAUGUCCUGCUGCAUCCACAGCCAACACAAAUGUUCCCCAGAGUUGUCCAACAGUCACACAGAGUAUGUCAGCGACUCUUCCUGUAACAGUUCUGAUGGCGUCUUGGUUAACUUCUGCACCAUCUACAACAGGAGCAACAACCCCGCCACGCCUCAUGACCUCAGCAGUCCCGCAGUUCACUCCUCUCCAUCAUGCGAGGGAUCCGUGUUCCUCAACCUCCAGCCUGUUCCCCAGACACCGACCAACGACCUCCAACAAGAUGACGUGACAGUCAGCUCUCUCCCGAAAGAGGAGGCUGACACAAUGCCCUCCGCCUCUUGCUGGUCUCCUCAGGGCCUCGACUCUAACUGCAACCUUUACUCCCUGGAGCCGCUACCCCCGGGCCUCUCUUCUCUGGAGGUGUCGGACCUGACCGCUUGCCUCCAAAGCCAGGGCACGCUGGCCAUGGGGACCAACCAGAAGUACUACAAGCUGGUGACAUGUGACCUCCCCUCCCAGUCACCCAGCCCAGCCUGGUCCUGUCUCACCAGCUGCCCCGAGGGUCAGAGCAGAAUCAGCCCCUUUCCUCCCUCUGAGCCCCUCUUUAUCGAUCAUAAGAAAGAAGGACAACACAAAGAAUUUAAGAAGGAGAAAGAGGAUCAACAAAAGGAAAGGAGGCUCUCCUCAGCACACUGCAGCACCGGGUUUGACUGCUCUCUGUUUCAGACCUAUGAUUACCAGGUUGCCACCACCUCCACUGACAAAACCCUCUGCAGGAAGAAACAUACAGACAGCAUCCAGAACCUCUCCCACACUCCCUGUUCACUGUGCCCCAGCCAGUGUAGCCCACAUAGCAGUAAAUGCCAAGACGCAAGCGCUGUGUCCACACAGCCAUCUGUGAUCCUGGACCAGGAGCACUGUAAUACUGAUGCUACUGAGGAGGGUGCAUGCUCAUUGGAACAUCCAGUGGUGCGCUACAGUAAGGCCCAGAGGCCAACCUCGCUGCCAAUUCAACCCUUCGUUCUUAUUCCCUCAGACAAACCUCAGUCCCAGGCCCAGCAUCUGGGCUGUCUUCUUGAACAGUACAUAAAUCAAAAGAGCAGCAAGUCUGGUAGCUCCCAGCCAGCCCCCAAAGGCAAAGGAAAAAGCAGUCAAAGCUUUUCUAAUCUUCAGCCAUCACCCAUGGGGAGCUGCUACCCCAUCUUCCUGGAAGCUCCUUCAAGCUCCGACACCUGCUCCACCUGCACACCGAGCCCAGAGUGCUUCAGCCGCAGAGACACGUGGAGCCAGUCCAGCAGAAGCCAUGGACGUCCCAGUCCAUGUACAUCAAAAAGCAGCCUGGACCUAUCUCACGCACACAGCCUGAAGCCCAGACUGGUUCAGGUACAAGAUAAAACAAGCCCAUACUCAGGCAAAACUCAGACUGGUAGUUUUUUAAAUCUGGUCCAAGCCCCAAAUCAAUCGAACCUUGUUAAAAUUCCCACCUACCAGGACCUGAUCAACCUGAUGCCUGAGCAGAGCCACGUAAACCCUCAGCCUCAAAGUCCCCGUCAGCCCCAAAACCACACCUCCUACAAUUCAAUAUUCUCUCAUACACCGCCCACUUUAACAUUAACCACUGAUGCACAUCACCCAAACCUGCAAGUCUCCUUAUCUCCACCUGCGUUCUCUCAACCUGAAAAGAAAUUCCCGCAGCACAGAGCCACACCUGCAGCCAACUCAGGCUUUUUUCAUGGCAGCUUCACAGCUGCCCUCUCCUCUGUAGCUCCUCUCUCCUCUCUGAGUUCUCUGCUCUCCUUGGCUGCUUCUGGGCUGCACCCACAGCAAAUCCAGGACUCUGCUGGGCUCAGUGGGAAGCAGAGUCAGAGUCAACACAGCGAAUCUCUGAUCCUGAGUGACAAGCCGCCCACAGAGUUCUGCCUCUCGCCCGACACAUCUUAUGAGUCACUGUCUAUCAGCCAUCUUCAGAGGAGAGGUUUGCUCAGGUCUGUGAGCAGGGCGGUAGAUUUGAUCAUGGCUCAUUUUGGCAGCAGCAGAGAUCCUGAAGAAAAGAUGCGUCUGGGUAACAGCUCCUGGAGUCCCACAAUUGCCGGUCUGGUCCUGGAGCAUUUGUGUCCUACGAUCCAGAAUAUUUUAGAGGAUGGGCUCAGGGAUCACAAACUGGAUCUCAUCAUUGGGCAGCGCCGGAACCACUCCUGGACUGUGGUGGAAGUCUCUACUAGGAUCGGUCCAUCCACCAAGGUCCUCCAUAGCCUGGUCUCAAAAAUUAGACAGUGUCCCCAGCUCUCUAGCCACUGCAUGAGGCUGAGAGCCUUCAUAAUGGGCCUGCUUAACUUGAGAGCUUUGGAAUUCUGGCUCAGUCACCUUCAGAGUCAAAAAGAUGUGGUGACAACAUACUACCAUUCUUGGGGGUUCCUGUCAAUGUCACUAGGCCGGUGUCAGCCCUUGUUUCAGGAGCUGCUGCUUCUUCUGCAGCCGCUCUCCGUGUUGCCCUUUGACCUCAACUUGCUCCUGGAGCCCAGACUUUUACAAAACAGGCAGCUGUGUCCCGAGGAGCAGGGUGUCUCUCCACCUCCGCCGAGCUCAGGCCUCCUAGUGACCAGCUGGCCGCUGCUGCAAGCCGACAGAAAGGUGGACUGCAGUCGCAGCAGUCAGCAAACUAAGAUCUCACACCAGAUAGGUCCGUAUUACCAAGAGUCACUCAGUCCUCUGAAUUCAAGUUGCAUCAAACAGCAGUGUGGAGGAGGGAUGCUGGCUAACAGGAGUCCACGGUUAGCUCCUAUUCCAGAGUGGUGGCCGAAAGAGCCUGAUCUUAUUGAUGGUGUGGUUGAAGGGGAGGACUGUAGCCAGAAUUGUGUAGAUACUUGGUCUCAAAUAAGUAUGGACAGCAGGCAAGAAGAGAGGAGGAGGGAGAAAGACAAUGGGAACCCAAAUGUGUCAACUUGUGUUCAGGCGGAGAGCCCCUGUCAGGGUGGGCUGCGCUGGGCCAAACUGUUUGGAGCAGCUGAUACUUCCACCAGAGCAGAGACAGUUUCUCAGAGUCACAUCGGAGCACAAACCAGGAGGCGACCAUCACAGUGGCUUCAUUUGGACAGAUCGCAGCUUGGACUGUUGGCUCAAUCCAUCAGGUCAAUGAAGCUAGUAGGAGCACAGAAUGACAAAAACAAGGACUACUGAAAACUACACCCUCUGUGGGUGGAGGACAGAGUAGAGCCUAUUUACUGUAAUAACAAAAAGUCUUAACUGCAUGAUAAUACACAGCACCCGAUCACACUGCUGAACUGAUCAGAAAGCACAUAAAAUACAAGAUUAACAGCUUGGCAAUGGCCCAGAUUCAUCAAGCUCUACGUUGCACCAGCUAUUCAUAAAUCCAGUUUGAGGAUCCUCAAGUUCUAAGUAACUAUCAGCUAGUAUCUAAACUACAUAACUAAUGAGGUUGUACAAUUAAAAUGUAAGAAAUUACUAUAAUAAACUAUAGUAAAAAACUUUAAUAAUGCAUAAGGAAACAUCUGUAGCACUGUCAAAAGCAUUCAGCCACCAGAGUCACUGCAGCACCAGAAGCUGCAGCAUAAAGCCAAAGUAUAUAUUAAACUUAAAUGCUAAUCCUCUGUAAAUAAUAGUAUUACUCUCUUUUUUUAGAUCCUCAUACAAGGAGAAAUACACUAUGUGUUUCAAGCUAAUCUAACAAAGACUGUUUAGCUUGUCAUUUAAUUUGACAUUAAUUAAGUAACAUGUAAAUCUCCACUUAGUUAACACUUAUUCUACGGUAUAACUGGGCUUACUUUGAACUUUUGAACGGCUGGUGCAACCAGCUCCUGGUCUUAAAAUGUCUCUUGGCUGUUGUUUUACCUUUGUACUUUUGUCAUCUGUGCUCAUUUUAGUUGUGAGAUGAAGCUUAAUGAAAACAAUCAGAAGAAGCUGGAUUAUUUCCACAGCAGGAUUAUGAGCCAUUUUCCAGGAAACAGCUUGAUGAAAGAGGGCCAAUGCCCCUUUUUGCAAUUGCACUCCCGAAUAACUGUAAGUAAGGGUUUCCGUUACUCUCCUUUGUAUUUCUUGUAGGCGAAUAUCAAUCAUACAAUGUCAAUAUUGACUUGCUGUAGACUGUUGGACAUUCAAGUGGUGCAAAACUAUCCAUUUCUCAUAAGUCACUGUCAGUCUCUUCAUAGCUCUAUCCUUCAUCUCAUUGAUAGUUGGGGGAAAAAAAGAAGAAUUGAGCAAUACACUGUUACUAGAGCCAAAUAGGCCACACACCAGCCUCUUGUAGUGCAUUGUCAGUGAUGUUUUUAUCCAGUUACUUGCUUUUUUGAGCAAAUUCCUCGCAUGGAUUUACUGUAGGUGCAUGAGUGAAAAAACAUUCAGUACUGUUCUAUAGGUGCUCUAGUCUUUAAUAUAUCUCUUAACUUCCUGUUAAUGUUUUUAUAGCUGUAGAAUAAGCUUCUGGAAAUUUUCUGGCUCUGGAAUUUUAAAUGUGUGGAAUUGUUUGGUAUUUUCAAUAGGAUGUCUUCCAGUGGAGUUUGUUCAGUUGCACAAAUAUAAGCCAUCUUGUGGCUGUUUCAGGUAUUUAAAUAUGUGUGAGGUAUAUUUUGAUAGACCGGUGGUUAGAUGAGGAGGGAAGAAUAGAAAAUGUGUUCUCUGCAUUUGUUGAAUAGAGAAUUUUUAAUGUACUGCAAUAAUGUGAAGUUUGUGAAAUUAUGCCACCCAGCAUUAUUUUCUCCUCGGCCUCUGAAUGCUUCCUCUAAUGCCCAGUGACAAUCAAACUGUCAGUAAAGACGUCAAUAAAGACCUAACAUAUUGA